Messenger RNA from Saccoglossus kowalevskii, 1025 nucleotides. RefSeq names its product aminopeptidase N-like. NCBI's taxonomy places the organism in Eukaryota, Metazoa, Hemichordata, Enteropneusta, Harrimaniidae. Gene Ontology annotation, biological process: proteolysis; peptide catabolic process. The record is from RefSeq and is a predicted model, not a curated record. Gene Ontology annotation, cellular component: membrane; cytoplasm. Gene Ontology annotation, molecular function: zinc ion binding; peptide binding; metalloaminopeptidase activity.
CAUUGAUUGUGUUAAAAAUGCAACAAAACUGUUCGCAGAAUGGAUGGCUGACCCUGAGAACAAUCCGAUUGAAACCAGUGUACGGCCUGCAAUAUAUUGUAUUGCUAUAAAGUUUGGAUCUGAUAAAGAAUGGCAGUUUGCUCAUAAUCAAAGUCUGACGAAUCCGGAGGAACGUGAAAGUUUACGAUCUGCUAUGGGUUGUUCAAGAAAUGAAAUACUAGGAAGGUAUAUUGAAGAAUUUACCAAUGAUCCUAGCCAAGCACAUACUGUGAUAGAAGACGUGAGAUCGAAAUCAGCAAUGGGAUACUCUGUUGCAUGGCACUAUGUCAUGAAUAACUUUGACGCUUUGAAUUCAACUCUUGGCGAGUCAGCGUAUAAUGUUGUUUGGACAUUUUCUCCCUGGAUGAACACAGACUAUGAUUUACAGCAGUUGCUAGGAUUCGCAGCACGAUAUCCUGACAUGCCGAGUUAUGCUGCUCAAGGUUUCUAUGAAGCCAAACUCAAAGUUGAGACCAACAUAGCGUGGAUGAAGAGGAAUAGACAGGGAAUUACAAAUUGGCUAAAUAAUGUAGUUAUUAAUAAUAUUUGAACUCACAAUUAACAAUUCACAGUUCUUGGACAUAUCAGGUACAUCAGUGUAAUGUUUCAUGGUCAUUUCAAUUAUUAUGCUAAUUACAUGUGUGUUUUAAUUAUUAUGCUAAUUACUUUUCGUUUUAGUAUAGUGUCACAAUCGCCGAUAUAAAUAUUUUACACACGUUAUGCACGUUGCAUGGGACUCACGUCGAGCACAACGCGUCUCGACGACUGCUGUGCUUUAUUAGAGAAAUAUUUCAAUAUUUCCAUGGUACAAUUACGAAGUUAAUUUUAAGCCAUCCGCCAACGAAAUUCAACCAUACUCGGCGUUUUCCCCCGUGCAAAAAUCUAUUGCACACGAGCACCUCAAUUCAGAGUCAAUUACUCAACCAAUUAGAGAUCGUUUUACUUCUAGAAUACAUCGGCAUCAUACAGCGUGAGGCCUUGUCGUG